GUGGGCAGUGAGCUACUUUUCCCACCCGCCAACCUACUCGACCGCCCAUCGCCAUCAUACCACCAGCACCACCAGAAUCGUCAGAGGUCGUCGAUCCCAUCUACCCGCCCAAUUAUUCCAUUAUAUCCUCUGUCUUCGCAACCGAUCCGCAUUCCGUCACGAUGGCUCGCAAAUUCUUUGUUGGCGGCAACUUCAAGAUGAACGGCUCCUUGUCGUCCAUCAAGGAGAUUGUCAACAACCUCAACAACGCCACGCUGGACGCCACCGUCGAGGUCGUUGUGGCCCCUCCCGCCCUGUACCUGCUCCAGGUGCGUGAGGCGCUCCGAUCCGGCAUCGAGGUCGCCGCCCAGAACGUCUUCGACAAGCCCAACGGCGCUUACACGGGCGAGAUCUCGGUCGAGCAGCUCAAGGACAGCAAGAUCCACUGGACCAUCCUCGGCCACUCGGAGCGCCGCACCAUCCUCCGCGAGUCGGACGAAAUCGUCGCCUCCAAGACAAAGUACGCCACCGAGAACGGCGUAAGCGUCAUUUGGUGCUGCGGCGAGAGCCUCGAGGAGCGCGAGGCCGGCCGCACCGUCGAGGUCGUCACCAGGCAGCUCGAGGCCCUCAAGGCCAAGAUCUCGGACUGGUCCCGCAUCGUCAUCGCCUACGAGCCCAUCUGGGCCAUCGGCACCGGCAAGGUUGCCACCACGGAGCAGGCUCAGGAGGUCCACAAGGCCAUCCGCGGCUGGCUGACCGGUGUGAGCGCCAAGGUCGCCGACGAGACCCGCAUCCUGUACGGCGGCAGCGUCAACGAGAAGAACUGCGGCGAGCUCAGCAAGCAGCCCGACAUUGACGGCUUCCUCGUCGGCGGUGCUUCCCUCAAGCCCGCUUGUGAGUUUCCUCCCCCGUCUUGCUACCACUGUCCGUGGCGACCCGCUCUGACCCCUUCUCUAGUCAUCGACAUCGUCAACUGCCUGCAAAAGUAAAUUUCCAAGUUAGAUUGUCGCAAACAGGAUAGAACCUGAUAUAUCCGAGGUUGGACACACCGUAAUGAAAUGAUGGAAAACUGCUUUGACUCGUCUUGUGACUUGUUUGUGCUAUAAAAGUGGCUUUGAUAUCUGUAAACGACUUGCUUCCGUUGUUGGACCCAAAACCAAGGUCCUC
This is a messenger RNA of Purpureocillium takamizusanense, 1146 nucleotides long. It is a transcript of the gene TPI1, whose product is annotated as Triose-phosphate isomerase. Lineage: Eukaryota; Fungi; Ascomycota; Sordariomycetes; Hypocreales; Ophiocordycipitaceae. The record is from RefSeq and is a predicted model, not a curated record. Gene Ontology annotation, molecular function: triose-phosphate isomerase activity. Bases 162 to 968 code for a protein of 268 amino acids. The transcript has 3 exons. Gene Ontology annotation, biological process: glycolytic process; glycerol catabolic process; glyceraldehyde-3-phosphate biosynthetic process. Gene Ontology annotation, cellular component: cytosol.